AUGUUGAAAAUAUUUCGAGGAAUUUGCCAUGCUGUUCGAGCACUCCAUAAUCACAAACUCCCUAGCGUUUAUAAAACGGAAUAUGCAAAUGGAAAUGCUCCCCCUAAUGGACAUAUUAUAAAUAAUGAUAUACGCAGCCAAGUAGCGCCAACGCAACCUCAAGCAGAGGAGGAUAUUGUACCAUUUGCGCAUAGAGACAUCAAACCUGGUCAAUCAUUUGAUAUUAUUUUAUGCAGUAACAUAUUAUUGUCCGAUGACAUGCAAACUCCUGUCCUAAUGGAUUUUGGCUCCUUAGUCCGGGCACGGAUAAAGGUUGGUAACAGAAGCAAUGCUUUGAUGCAACAAGAAAUAGCGGCAGAGAAGUCUACUAUUUCUUAUCGUGCCCCAGAAUUAUUUGAUGUCAAAACUAAUAUUGACUUGGAUGAAAAAGUCGACAUUUGGUCAUUGGGGUGUACGCUUUAUGCCAUGGCCUACGGAAAAUCACCUUUUGAGAAUAGUAUUAAUGAACAAGGAGGUUCAAUAGCAUUAGCUGUUCUUAAUAAUCAAUUUAAGUUUCCCAAUACUAAAGACGAUAUCUACUCUCAAGACUUUAGAAAUCUGAUUAACUUUUUGUUAGCAGUAGAUCCGAAAGAUCGGCCUAAUAUCCAUCAGGUGAUAGAGAGAGUUGAUUUAUUGAUUGAACAGCUUUCUGGAAACAAUGGCACAAAUAUUUAA
Racocetra fulgida is the source of this 714-nucleotide messenger RNA. NCBI's taxonomy places the organism in Eukaryota, Fungi, Glomeromycota, Glomeromycetes, Diversisporales, Gigasporaceae. The record is from the annotation of a GenBank genome assembly.